Messenger RNA from Penicillium subrubescens, 228 nucleotides. RefSeq lists its product as uncharacterized. Lineage: Eukaryota; Fungi; Ascomycota; Eurotiomycetes; Eurotiales; Aspergillaceae. The transcript has 2 exons. The record is from RefSeq and is a predicted model, not a curated record. The coding region runs from base 1 to 228 and encodes 75 amino acids.
AUGGCAGACAAUACAGAUUACAAUGAAUUGCUGCGCAAGAUAUCAAAUAGUCUUGAAAACGCCCUCGAGACAUUCGGGCCAUCAUCGAGGCAAUAUCAAGCCAUCCUGAACAUUCUCAAAGAAUGUCUGCAGGACAUCGAGAAUCAAAAACAGACACAAAGUCAGGAGCAGGUAGUUGACCCGGAUAUGCUCAGUGCUGCUAUGGGAUUUCUGAAGAUUGGAGAAUAG